GACAGUAUUACGAAAUUUCAACAAAAAAUUAGCAAGUGGAAGUGGAAUUUGUCAAAAUUAUUUCCCGGUUCAAAAUAUUUUAAAUAUUUAAAUUAUGUGUGACAGCGCUUAAAUGCAUGAAAUUAGAAUAGAGAAAACCCAUUUUAUUGACAAACUCUGUGUCAAUGGAGUUUAAUUCUUACUAAAUUGAGAGUAUGGUAGAUUGCGAUGAAAUAAUGGCAGGUAGAGGUUCAACAAGGAAUCCCUCAAGUGCUGGCGGCGGGAGAAAACCCGGUGGCGGAGGAGGAGGAGGUGGUGGUGGUGGUUCCAGGCCGUCUUCAGGAGAAGCCAGUUAUUCUACAGCAUUUUCUCACAUUAUAUUAGCUGGCACAGGAACUUAUUGUUUUCAACAUCUUACCAGCAUCUGCAGCUGUGCCUUUGCUUACCAUAUAUCAAGAUGUUCCUUUAUAAUUGUUAUUGUUAAUUCAGUUAUUGGAGUUUGGAGGUUUGGUAAUCCACUAUAUGGCGCCAGUAUCGAUCCUUUGUACGGAUUUACUACAGCGGUGCAAGAUUUAUUUGUACUUCCUUUAGUUGCUGCCACACUAUUGGAAAAAUAUGGCUACCCGAGGGACUAUAUCUAUGCAACCCUGAGCGUACCUGUUAUUCCGUUAUUAUCUUACCUUAUUGGCUAUGAAACUGUUAAGACUGAAUCGGAAAAGCUCAUAGCAGUUUUAGGUUGCGCUGGAAUUGCAUGGCUGUCUUUUAUAAAUGACAACUAUUAUGGAAUGGCAACUUGUGCGUCAUACAUUAUGAUCUCGUUCUUUGUCAAGGAAUCUGGCGAUAACAGUUUGAAAAUACCUACUCAGGAUUUGUGCAAUUAUGCAAUGUGCUUUUUUUCAUAUUUUGCUCUAAGGGCUAUACUUGAUUAAUCCGGUUCUAAAUAUCAUGCAUUAUUUUUUGGUAAUAAUUGUAAAAAUAUAUAUAAUCGAGGCUUUUUUAAAAAAUAAUGUAAAUAUGAUUUAUAGCCUUAGGAAGUAAUGCUGCCUUGUUGUGUUCAUCAAUAAAAAUUUACCUUAACCUUAAACAUUUUGAAUAAUAGUAACAUUUUUGUGCUUUACAGGAUUUUAUGAAUAAUGACAUUAAAUUGGACAUAUAUAAUUAGUCAGCAAAAUAAUAUUCUUAAUAAAAACAAAACAUUUAAACUUUUCACACCAUGUCACCAUUGCCUCUUAAGUUUUACAUUCCUAAAUCAUGUUUCAUAAGAUUGCUUAAAAAAUAUAUAAGAAUGGUAGAUAUUUUUUAUCUUUUUGUUUUAAUGACAUAUGUAAAUAAUUUAACUUAAAAAAAAGUUGGUCGAAGAUAAUUUUCAAAAUUUUAUUAUGAGAAAAAAAUAUAACUAUAACUUUUUAUUUUUAUUGCCAGUCAACUCUUUUUUAUUUCUAAGGAAUCUUCUGAGAUGGAAAAUUUUGUAGAAAUCAUAUAGAUUCAAUAAUACAUUAAAAUGAAGGAAUGUUAUAAAAUGACACAAUUAAAACGAUGUCCUUAAAUUAUAUUCUUCAAGGAGACUGUAAUAUCUGCAAGAGUGUCAGCUUGGUGGAUUUGUGAUGUAAGCAUAUCAUUGUUUGAUGUCUAUUUUUGUAUAACCAUUUUCAGUGUUACAAUGUUUUGGUAAAUAAAGCGUAUUUUAAUGUUUUUUUUUUUUUGUA
Psylliodes chrysocephalus is the source of this 1685-nucleotide messenger RNA. The record is from the annotation of a GenBank genome assembly. NCBI's taxonomy places the organism in Eukaryota, Metazoa, Arthropoda, Insecta, Coleoptera, Chrysomelidae.